This is a messenger RNA of Prorocentrum cordatum, 1681 nucleotides long. NCBI's taxonomy places the organism in Eukaryota, Dinophyceae, Prorocentrales, Prorocentraceae. The record is from the annotation of a GenBank genome assembly.
UUUUGGCCCAAGCUCUUGGAGUCGGCAGUGUGUACAUGCCGGCCGGUCAGUACCCCCAUCUGAGCUGUGCUCGGUCCGCGCGCGAUGUUUCACGAAGGUCAGGCAGCUCUCGCCGAACAGGGGCAGGGGAAGGCGGUGCGCCACGAGUCUUGCGGGCCCAGUUCGGCCCCCACGCGGUGCCCAACGGCGGAGUUCCAUCCUUUCGUUGACGAUCCGGACGCCGACGCGCACGAGGAGAGCUGGGGCGCCACCGCGCUGCCGAGGGACGGUGACGAGCUGGAGCUCGAGGCGGCGCUCCUCGACGCGGUGCUCCCAGGGGGCGGGCGCCCCCAGAGGGGGUCUGCGGUGCCAGCGCCGAGGGCUGCCCCCGUCAGGCGCCUCCGUUCUGAGGCGUUCUGGGCGCAGGAGGCCGCCGCCGCCGCCCGGCGGCCGACGUGCUCGCCCUGGGAGGUGGGCGUGAGGCGGCGCCGCCCGUGCCUCGACGAGGAGGGCUGCCUCGGACCAGCGGCGGCCGCGACGCCGGCAGCAGAAGGCGCGGGGGCGGCGGCGGCCACGACGCCGGCAGCCGGAGGCGACGAGAGCCGCGGAGGAGCCGCUGGCUGCCCCAGGAGCUGGGCGGGUGCCGUCGCCAGGGAGCUGCGCCGCGCGGCGCGCGGGCCCGUUGCGCCGCCGGCCCCGCCGCCAGGGCCGGCCUCCGCCCAGGCGCUCGGGGCCGCUCUGAGGCUGCGUGGCCGGUCAUACCGCCCGGCAGGGAGCCGUUAGGUGAGCGUUGGGGGAAGGAACCCACUUGCCCGCCAGAUGUCGGCAGGAUUGUUGAUUAUUGCAGCCCUUUGGGUACUGCUCCAAGAGCUGGUGACUGUUUGACGUUUGCCGGACCGACUUGCCGGCGUAAUAGGCCGUGCACUCAUGUAUUAUGCCUGCUGUGCAUGAUUCUUGCUGUGCGCUUCAGACGGGCAGGCAGUGAUACGUUCCAAGUUCUACAGGAUUCUCAAUAUGUUCCAAGACGGAGACCGCUAGAUACCCUGUAAAUCUUGGAACGUACCGUCAGUCAAUCUUAUCAUGACACCAUGCUCGUCUUAAUACAUACUCUGUCGCGGCGCUGGCGACACAAAUGUUGCUUAGAGCGAUCCCGACUCGCGACCCGAUGGAGAACACGAGCGGGAGAAGCAUGGUCAUUCCCUUCGUCAUUUGCCAGUGCCGGGCCAGUACAGUUUCGGCGCGCUGAAUUAGAACGGGCGCCCUCCAACAGGCGCAUCGGGUCCAGCGCGUGGGUCACAGGCACGCGUGCGUCACAGGCGCGCCCGCCUCCCGGUGCUGGCGGAUCGUUCGCUCGCCCGUUCGUUCGUUUAUCGGGCCCAGCGCGCGGGUUGCGACAUCCCAGCGCUCCCAGCGCUCACUUGCGGCCUCGCGGGUCUGGCGACUGCGCCACUGCGGACUGCCUACAGUGAUCCGUUCGCAACGGCGCCUCCUCGUCGUGCCCGCCCCGCAGGCGAGCGGCGCCGCCGCCAGGGUCGCGCACGCGCCCCCCCGCAAGCACGCACGAGACGUGUUGUUGGGCCAGGCGUGGAGGCCCGGGGUCGUGUUGACACGGUGGAUGCGUCCCGCCUGGCGCAUGAGAAGCAAGGCACGUGGGGCUCGUUCGCGCCGACGGUAGCAGGCAGGAUGCAGGAAACAGGAGGGA